CAGGAUAAUUCGGAAGUGCAUUUCAAAAUUAAAAUUACCACACAACUCAAACGGCUCAAACAAGCGUAUGCCGAUCGCAUGGGCGUCUCCAUUCAUUCUUUACGAUUUUUGUUCAACGGCCAGCGCAUUCUAGAUACCACGACUCCCAAGAAGUUGGGAAUGGAAGAUGAUGAUGUCAUCGAAGUUUAUCAAAAUCAGAUUCCUGGAUGA
This is a messenger RNA of Trichoplax adhaerens, 210 nucleotides long. RefSeq lists its product as uncharacterized. Gene Ontology annotation, biological process: protein sumoylation. Gene Ontology annotation, molecular function: ubiquitin-like protein ligase binding; protein tag activity. Gene Ontology annotation, cellular component: nucleus; PML body. Lineage: Eukaryota; Metazoa; Placozoa; Uniplacotomia; Trichoplacea; Trichoplacidae. The record is from RefSeq and is a predicted model, not a curated record. The annotation marks the transcript as partial. The transcript is spliced from 3 exons.